Molecule: messenger RNA, 4403 nt
Organism: Dendronephthya gigantea
Lineage: Eukaryota; Metazoa; Cnidaria; Anthozoa; Malacalcyonacea; Nephtheidae
Exons: 22
Molecular function (GO): calcium ion binding
Source: RefSeq, a predicted model, not a curated record
AUGUAAACCCGUGGAUACAAGUUGAUUUUUUGAAAAACACCAAAAUCACGCAUAUGCUGAGCAGAGGUCGACAGGAUUACAGCCAAUGGGUAACAGCCUUCACAAUUUCUUAUUCUAAUGACGAGAUAAGUUUUUCUGACUACAUGGAAAAUGGUCUUAAAAGGGUAUUUAUCGCCAACUUCGACAGAGUUACGACUGUGAAACAACAUCUUGUGAAUGAAAUCUUUGCUCGAUAUGUGCGUGUCUACUGUACGAAGAAUCAUGAUAAGGCCGCGAUUAGGAUUGAAUUUCUUGGUUGUUCUUGCGAUUCGACUUGGCGCCACUCUGACGCUCUCGGUAUAGAAAAUUUGUCCAUUUUGGAUUCCCAACUGACAGCGUCAUCCAGUCAAUACUACAACGCAACAGCAUCGAAUGCACGACUCAACUUAAAGACAACUCUUUCCUCUUAUGGAGCGUGGAUCGCAGCAAAGAACGACAACAAUCCAUGGCUUCAAGUUGACUUCAUCACAAACGUUACCAUCACAGCAAUAGCUACACAAGGUCUGGAUGGUGGACAACACUGGGUGAAAGAAUACUCGAUUGGUUUUGGUCCAGAUAAUGUCCUCUUUACGAACUACGAGGAAAACGGAAAAACUAAAAUAUUCCCAGCUAACUUUGACAGCCGUUCUACCAAACGCCAUGACAUUUAUCCAAAUAUCCUUGCUCGCUUUAUUCGAGUCACCGCCACGGCAUGCGCUGGAUACUGCGCUCUGAGAGUGGAAUUUUACGGCCGUUACGAAGCGUGUGAAAUCAAGAGUUAUUUAGGAAUGGCAAAUCAUGAGAUAUUGGACAGCCAAAUAACAGCCUCUUCCGUUUACGGGAACGACAUUACUGCUCAUCGUGCUUCUUUAGCAAGAAUAAAUCUUACUCAAGUAAUCGGGACACAUUACGGAGCUUGGGCUCAGCACGCAGAUCAAAAUCCCUGGCUUCAAGUGGAUUUCUUGGUGAAGCGUAUUAUUUGCGCCGUGCUAACGCAAGGCCGUCAAGAUGCCUUUCAAUUUGUGAAAACUUACACCAUGCACGAGAGCAGCGAUGGUUUGAACUUCGUGGAAUACAAGGACCGUGGCGCGGGAAAGAUAUUUCAAGCCAACUUUGACAUGAAUACUAUAGUUCGCCAACGUCUUCAGCGAGUCAUUUUCGCCCGUUUUAUUCGAAUUUAUCCAAAGACGUGGCACAUCCAUCUUUCUAUGCGAAUCGAAUUCGAAGGCUGCCGAAAAGCUGUAGAUGAUUGGUUUAAUCCCGUCCCACUGGGCAUAGAGAAUGGCUUGAUCUCCGCGCUGCAGUUGACCGCAUCCUCGGCCCAAAAUUCCUCGUCUGGUGCCAAAAAUUCACGCCUCAACUUGAAUACGAAUCCUGAGAGACAUGGAGGCUGGAUUGCGGCCGAAAAUGAUGACAACCCCUGGCUUCAAGUCGACUUCUUUACAAACGCCACUGUCACAAGAAUCGACACGCAGGGCUCCGCCAGCAGCGAAGGUCGCGUGACAAGUUAUGCGGCAUCUCUCAGCACGGAUGGACUCAGCUUUCAGGAGUACAAACAAUAUGAUAAAGUUAAGGUGUUCUUGGCGAACUAUAAGGAAAACUCUACAGUAAGACAAGACGUUGUUCCGUCGUUCACCACACGUGUGCUACGAAUCAUCCCAAAAUCUUGGAUUGGUAAUUGUUCAUUACGGAUUGAAGUAUAUGGCCGGUAUGAAGGUUGCAGAGAAGUUAAAGGUCUAGGUGUAGAAAAUAACAAGAUCUUAGAUAGCCAAUUCUCUGCAUCCAGUGAGGCUAGGUAUGGGUUGAGACCAGCUGAAGCUAGAUUGAACCUAGUCUCUCCUACUGGGGGCGCAUGGCGUCCUCAAAUCCACCCUAAUUCUUGGCUUCAAGUUGAUUUUUUGAGACACGCAAAAAUCUCGUUGAUUUUGACCCAGGGGCGAUCUAAUUAUAACGCUUUUGUAACAAGCUACCUGGUGUCUUAUUCAACAAACGAAGUGGAUUUUCAAUACAUUAAGGAGCAUGCGCGCGACAGGGUUUUCCAAGCAAACUUUGACAGAAACACCAUCUCCUACAAUCCUUUGACGCCUUCAAUAUUCACCCGAUAUAUUCGCAUUCAUCCAAAAACUUGGAAAAGUGAAAUUGGACUUCGAAUAGAGUUUAAAGGUUGCUAUUGUGAUGUACCUUGUCCUGAUCCAGAAUCCCUUGGUAUGGAAAGCUUCCAUAUUUCCAAUAAUCAGCUUACAUCUUCCUCGACCCACGACAAAUAUUCCCGCCACACGAGUGCGAGAUUGAAUCUGGUCUCGGUUACUGGAGUUCGAUCAGGGGGGUGGGUUGCUUCGCAUGACGAUGUUCAACCGUGGAUCAGAAUUGACUUUAGAGCAAAUGUGACAUUAAGAGCGAUCCAAACACAGGGUCGGGAGGACGCUGACGAAUGGGUCACCACUUACGAAGUAUCUUAUGGUACAACUUCGAAUACCUACGAUAAAUUUCACGAAAAUGGGCAGGUUAAGGUGUUCUCUGCAAAUAAAGACAGACAUUCCGUUGUGACACAAUUUAUGUUUCCGCCAUUGUAUGGUCGUUUUGUUCGUGUUGAGCCUAAAACCUGGAAUGGAAAAUGUUCAAUAAGAUUAGAGUUUCUCGGGUGUCAUGAAGAUUGUUCCUCUCCAGAGCCUCUUGGCAUGGAAAACAAAACGAUCAGGGACGAUCAAAUUGACGCGUCAUCAAGUACGUGGACUAUGUUAAAAGGUCGUCUUAAUCUUCCAUCGGGAGCUGCUUGGAGAGCAAACACAGAUGACAACCAUCCCUGGUUUCAGGUCGACUUCUUGAUGGUAACGAAAGUUAGCGCAAUCAAGACACAGGGGGAAGAUUCCAGCAACUACGAACGCUAUAUGUCACAUUACACAUUAUCCUAUUGCAAUGAUGGUUUCCAGUUUCUAAAAUAUAAAGAGAACGGUCGCGUGAAGAUCUUCAAUGGAAACGGCGAUGAGAAAAGCAUCGUGAUGACCCGCUUGGCUCGAACACUCUUCUCCCGAUUUGUUCGAAUAAAUCCAACUGUUUGGAAGGACUCUGCGUCUUUGCGGGUAGAAUUUUUGGGAUGUUACUACGGAUGCAUUCAUCCUAAUGUGCUCGGAAUGGAAAACGGACAGAUACGUGAUCAUCAAAUCAGUUCUUCGUCUGAGAAAUCCGCCUCCGUUUCAGCGAGUAAAGCUCGAUUGAAUAAACACGGCGCGUGGAAGCCUUCGCCGGAUGACGGGAACAAGUAUCUGAGAGUAGACUUCUUAUACCGCACCAUUGUCGUCAGCGUUACCACACAAGGCUUCGUCGAUGCAUGGGCAAGCGAUUAUUCUCUCGCUUACAAAGAAAAUUUUACAUCCUUCAAGACAUACAACGAGGAUGGAGUUAAAAGGAUAUUCACAGCUAACACUGAUCCAGAUACGCCUGUUACAAACUUUCCCUCGCCGUUUAUUGCUGCUCGACAUGUUCGCAUUCGCCUCGAAACUUCUAGUCCACUGAGGGUAGAGUUCAACGGCUGUUACGAAGAUGUCGAUAUUUGUUCUUCGCUCCCGUGUUUAAAUGGCGGAACAUGCGUUGAUAUAUUUGAUAUUUACAAUUCUUUCACUUGCGUCUGUUUGCCUGGAUUUACUGGGGUCUAUUGUGAGUCAGCAUGCUUGGAACCGCGGUCUCUCGGCAUGGUCAAUGGUCAUAUUAAAGAUUAUCAAAUAACUGCGUCAUCAACUGACCGCCUAAGCUCUUACUUAGCAAACCCCUUUGAAGCUCGUAUUAAUAACACGAUAUUUUCACGAUGUGGUUGCUGGUCACCUCAGAGUAAUUCCACUUCUGAAUGGCUCCAGGUUGAUUUUUUGAAGCAGAUAGCGGUUACCGCCGUUCAAACACAGGGAAGGAACGACGUAGACGAGUGGGUUACUCAAUAUCAAGUUUCCUUCAGUCAAGAUGGAACAAACUUUGUUCAUUUAAUGGACGGAUAUGGAAAUAUCCAGAAUUUUAUUGGAAACUCGGACAGAACUUCGAUUGUAACAAGAGCAUUGUCUCCCAAAGUAGUGGCACGAUUCAUUCGUAUUCACCCAACGUCGUGGUUUACAGCAAUCGCUCUCAGAGCAGAGUUCAUUGGUUGCUACACAGAUAUGACGUGCCUAUUCCCAAGACCGCUCGGAAUGCAAAAUGGUCAAAUAAAAGAUGCUCAAUUAUCCAGUUCUUCUGUAAAACCGCACUUUUGGGAUUCACUACGUUUUACAACUGCCAAUAGCAGACUUAAUAAUAGCCCUGAAACUACUCGUUGGAAUUUUUGGCUUCCACUUGAGACGGAUACGAAUAAAUGGUUUCAAGUGGACUUUAUUGCAAACGUGACUGUCUCGGCAAUACAGACG